AUGAAAGUGAGAGCUGAAUCCCCUCUGAGGCUCCCUCUCAUCGCUCACACUCCGCCUAUAUUAGGGGAGCAAGAAGGGGUCUCCACUCCAGCUCCAGCACCCCCAGUUCCCCCACCUGAUGCUUUAAGCCAGGAGAUGAGACAGUUUCCUAGACUCAGGUUUGAUAGACCCACUUACCUCAGAUCAGGUCAGGGCUCUAGAGUUUUGAAUUCCCAGUAUAGAGGUGAAUUCAGUCAGAUGAGACCACCCGCAUCGCAAUGUCCCCAGUGCCGUAGACUACAUGCGGGGCCGUGCCGCUUGGGUUCGGAUGUUUGUUAUGCCUGUGCUUGGCCAGGUCAUUUUAUGCGCGAGUGCCCAUUUCGAUAUGGCAGAGGUAGGGUUCAGCCCACGGGAAUAGCAGUUGGCUCUUCAUCAUUGGUACGCCUUCCAAGGCAAAGGCUGCAGAUAUCAGCAGGCUGUGAUAGAGAUCGAGGAGGAACGCCCAGUUCGAGUGGACCCCAGCAUCAUACCUAUGUGCUAGCUAGGCGACAGGAUCUUGAGUCAUCCCCUGAUAUUGUCCCAGGUAUAUUAUUAGCAUUCUUCUAUAAUGUAUAUGCAUCGAUUGAUUCAGUUUCUACGUCGUCAUAUAUCGCGCCUUAUAUUGUUGAACGUAUUGGCUUGAAACCGGAGCUAAAUCAAACGAUUUGA
Messenger RNA from Lycium ferocissimum, 687 nucleotides. RefSeq lists its product as uncharacterized. Bases 1 to 687 code for a protein of 228 amino acids. Lineage: Eukaryota; Viridiplantae; Streptophyta; Magnoliopsida; Solanales; Solanaceae. The transcript has 2 exons. Gene Ontology annotation, molecular function: nucleic acid binding; zinc ion binding. The record is from RefSeq and is a predicted model, not a curated record.